Molecule: messenger RNA, 2585 nt
Organism: Notolabrus celidotus (New Zealand spotty)
Lineage: Eukaryota; Metazoa; Chordata; Actinopteri; Labriformes; Labridae
Gene: etfdh
Product: electron transfer flavoprotein dehydrogenase
Exons: 13
Coding region: 204-2072 (622 amino acids)
Biological process (GO): electron transport chain
Cellular component (GO): mitochondrial inner membrane
Molecular function (GO): electron-transferring-flavoprotein dehydrogenase activity; iron-sulfur cluster binding
Source: RefSeq, a predicted model, not a curated record
AUGAGCGCCGCCGCCGCAGCUUUUGACGCUCGCUGGUGUGUGUGUUAUGAGACGUAUUUUGUAAGGUGUCGCUGCACGUUAUUUGUUUUCAGAGAGAGUCGGUUACACAAGCCGAGCACCAGCAGCGUCGUGAGGAUACUGCGACUUCACUUUGUCCACAAUAAGAGGCACAUCUCUGAGCUGGAGAGCUUUCACUAGCUGUCAUGUUUCCAGCCAGCAGAUACUCGAGUAAAGCCCACAGGUGUAUCAGGGCAUUGAAGACAGUGCAAACAGAGUAUGCCACCCCACAGCUGUACACCAGACUACACAGACGGGCAUGCUCCUCUGUGACCACACCCCAAAUCACAACACACUACACCAUCCACCCCCGAGAGAAGGAUUCAAGAUGGGAAGGUAUGGAAAUGGAGAGGUUUGCAGAUGAGGCAGAUGUGGUGAUAGUAGGAGGGGGCCCUGCCGGUCUUUCAGCAGCCAUCCGUCUGAAACAGCUUGCCAAUGAACAAGAGAAGGAGCUGCGGGUGUGCCUGGUGGAGAAGGCCUCUCAGAUUGGAGCACACACUCUGUCAGGAGCUUGUCUGGAGCCCACUGCCCUCGACGAGCUCUUUCCUGACUGGAAGGAACGAGGGGCACCCCUCAACACUCCAGUGACCGAAGACGUGUUCAACAUUUUAACAGAGAAACACAGAAUCCCUGUCCCCAUUUUACCAGGUCUGCCUAUGGUGAACCAUGGUAACUAUAUUGUGAGGCUGGGGAACUUUGUACGCUGGCUGGGGGAGCAGGCAGAGGAGCUCGGGGUGGAGAUUUACCCUGGUUAUGCUGCAUCUGAGGUUUUGUUUCAUGAAGAUGGAAGUGUGAAAGGAAUUGCCACCAAUGAUGUCGGCAUUGCCAAGGAUGGUUCACCUAAGGAUGUUUUUGAGAGAGGAAUGGAGCUCCAUGCUAAGGUCACGCUGUUUGGAGAGGGCUGUCAUGGUCAUUUGGCCAAACAGCUCUACAAGCAAUUUAACCUGCGAGAGAACUGUGAGCCGCAGACCUACGCCAUUGGCCUGAAGGAGGUGUGGACGAUCGAUGAGAAGAAAUGGAGGCCGGGUAGAGUGGAGCAUACGGUGGGCUGGCCCCUGAACAGGAACACGUAUGGAGGCUCUUUCUUGUACCACCUGAAUGAAGGAGAGCCACUGGUGGCCUUGGGUUUUGUGGUGGGUCUGGACUACACCAACCCGUACCUGAGCCCCUUCAGAGAGUUUCAGCGCUGGAAGCAUCACCCCUCUGUCGCUCCCACACUCGAGGGAGGCAGCAGGAUAGCAUAUGGAGCCCGAGCACUGAACGAGGGAGGAUUACAGUCCAUCCCAAAGCUGACGUUCCCUGGAGGCCUGCUGAUCGGCUGCAGCCCCGGCUUCAUGAACGUCCCAAAGAUCAAAGGCACUCACACGGCCAUGAAGAGCGGCAUGUUGGCUGCUGAGGCCAUCUUCCCCAAAAUCACAGCUGAGAACCUUGAGUCAGAGACGACAGGACUCCAUAUAUCUGAGUACAGUGAUAACUUGAAGAGCUCGUGGGUGUGGAAAGAGAUGCAAGCAGUCAGAAACAUCAGACCGUCCUUCCAUAAUUACUUCGGCCUGUACGGAGGGAUGGUCUACACCGGGAUCUUCUACUGGAUCUUCAGAGGGAAGGAACCCUGGACCCUUAAACACUGUGGCCUUGAUGCACACCAGCUGAAACCGGCCAAAGAAUGUACUCCGAUUGAAUACCCCAAGCCCGACGGCAAGAUAAGCUUCGACCUGCUCUCCUCUGUGGCCCUGAGCGGCACCAACCACGAGGGGGACCAGCCCCCCCAUCUGACCCUCAGAGACGACAGCGUGCCGGUCAACAGGAACCUGGCUGUCUUCGACGGGCCUGAGCAGCGCUUCUGCCCCGCAGGUGUGUACGAGUAUGUUCCCAUGGACACAGGGGACGGGAUGAGGCUACAGAUUAACGCACAGAACUGCGUCCACUGUAAGACCUGCGACAUCAAAGACCCGAGCCAGAACAUCAACUGGGUUGUGCCUGAGGGCGGCGGUGGACCUGCCUACAAUGGAAUGUGAAAGUCUUGUUUGUUUCUAGAGUUGUGUCGUGAAAGAUGAAAGUAUCAUGCAUUCAGGGCUACAGUAUUGGCCAGUGAGUGGCAGAUGUGCCUCAGUAUGGAUCUGAAAGUAACUAUAUAGCUGUUUUUAAACUUAAGAAUAAAAUCUGCAAAAAUGAGGAUAGAGCUGCAUUUUUGGAUAGAUGGAUUCUUAAUGUAUGCAGAGGAACAAUUAAGUUAUGUGGUAGCGAGCAAAUUACAGGACCAUGACCUCUGAACAGAAGUCAGUUUAUAGUUCUGUAUGUUUUUCUUCUAUGAAUUUCACAAUGAGCAUUAGAGACAGAAGAGGAGGAUGUUCAUUUGUUUGUUUUUGCGGGUGCUAAUGGUUAAUGUAUUCACCAAACUGUAACUGAACAGGCAACAUGUCCUCAAAUCCAGACUCAUAUCAGGUACAAUGACAGCAUCUGAUCUGCGCAGUAUUGUACAUAUCAUUAGAUAAUGAUGACAGUAAUUAAUAAAGAACACUUCACUGUUA